AUGCAAAACGUUAAAAGUUAUUUUUCGUCUUGGAAACCAUUUUGGAAAUCGUCAACAAAUUCUUGUCAUUCCCGAACGUUAACAUUAGCGCCAUCAAAUAUUAAUUUUACAAGUUCAAGUUUAGGUGAUUUAAAACAUUCAGUUAUCGAUGAAAAACUCAUGAUUGAUAUAUCAACAAAAUUAAUGGAGAGCGAUUGCCCACCGAAAUUACAAAUAUGUGCACAUAAUAACCAGUGGUUUGCAUUGAAUAAUAGCCAUUUGCUUGUUUAUCGUCAAUUAGAACGUAUUGGCCUCUGUGAUACUGUUGUAUGUGACAUCAUUAGAAGUCAAGAUGUACCUAUUGGUAUUCGACAAACACUUACACCUGUUACGCCAAAUGAUUCCGAACAUGAUCAUCAUCCAUGCUUUCAACAUUCACGCGGGCGUAGUGGCGAUCAUUAUAUGCUUAUGGACGAAGAAAGACCAGACAGUCAAGAUGAAAUUUUAUAUUGUGCUGAUACUCUCAUAGAUUCGUGUGGUUGUUAUGAAGGCGAAGAUCAAUGCGAUUGUAGCGUUGUUACAUACGGCGAAAGUGAUCAUGACGGAGAAUCGGACGAUGAACAAACUGAUGAUAAUUACGGUGAGUGGCAUACAAGUUCUUCAGUACCAAUCACACAAAUCAGUACAAUCAGUAGUAACCGAUUAGAUGACAUCGAUAAUGACGAUGAUGGCAUUGAAGAUAACCAAAAAGAAAUGCAAAGUUUAUUGUAA
Rotaria socialis is the source of this 750-nucleotide messenger RNA. The record is from the annotation of a GenBank genome assembly. NCBI's taxonomy places the organism in Eukaryota, Metazoa, Rotifera, Eurotatoria, Philodinida, Philodinidae.